Paramuricea clavata is the source of this 569-nucleotide messenger RNA. Lineage: Eukaryota; Metazoa; Cnidaria; Anthozoa; Malacalcyonacea; Plexauridae. The record is from the annotation of a GenBank genome assembly.
AAAUUGAACACCUUCUGAGAGAUGGAAAGAUUUAUGUGGAGUUCAAGUAUGCCUGGCACUUCCUUUUAUCAAGCUUUCGGCGUUCCAGCAAAUGUGAUCUAGUAAAAAGUGUAGACGACUGUUUAAAACAUGGAGCAAACCCAAACAACAGAGAAGGUCCUGGGGUAACCGGCCUAAUGCUAGCGUGUAUGCAACUCUCGUUCUGCGGAGAAGUGGGUCAACAGGUGAUAGAACGGGUGGUGUAUUUCCUCUUGUUACUCUUGAAGCACGGAGCUGAAGUGAAUCAACGAGAUUUUUAUGGGAGUACUGCACUUCACUAUGCUUUUCAAUCCAGAAAUUACUAUUUACCUCCCGAAGAAGGAAGGCUUGCCAAAAAACUUGUUGUUCAAAUCCUUAUUCAGCACAACGCAAACAUUUAUCUAAAAAAUUCAUUUGGGAUUUCCGCCAUUGAUAUGGCUAAGCGUGAGGGACACGAAUCUUGGUUAAAAACCGACGAAGCAUCACAUGCUCAAAGAAAAGAAAGAGAUCGUGCUCCGAAGAAAACUGAAGCCAGCUUCAAUCUGGACUAG